Molecule: messenger RNA, 515 nt
Organism: Hypomesus transpacificus
Lineage: Eukaryota; Metazoa; Chordata; Actinopteri; Osmeriformes; Osmeridae
Gene: atp5mg
Product: ATP synthase, H+ transporting, mitochondrial F0 complex, subunit g
Exons: 3
Coding region: 104-415 (103 amino acids)
Biological process (GO): proton motive force-driven ATP synthesis
Molecular function (GO): proton transmembrane transporter activity
Source: RefSeq, a predicted model, not a curated record
AGGCAGUAGUUUAAACAGCUACACGGUAGGGUCCUUCUUAGCUGGAGGUGACAUUCAGUCGCAGCGAAGCAGUUGACUAGAGAAGCAGGGAAACUACUCCAAAAUGGCACAAGCUGUGCAGAAAUUGGUGGCCAAAGUACCAACAUUGGUCGGCGCCGCUGUCACAUACUCAAAACCUAGGCUAGCGACCUUCUGGUAUUACGCCCGUGUGGAGUUGGUGCCCCCUUCCCCUGCCGAGAUUCCCAAGGCCAUCAGUGGGCUUACGAACAUAGUCAAGGGCUUCCAGUCUGGACGUCUAGGACAAACCACGGUUAAAGACGCUGUGAGGAAUGGACUGGUUGCCACUGAAGUGCUGAUGUGGUUCUACAUCGGAGAGAUCAUCGGGAAGGGAGGUCUCAUUGGAUACGAUGUUUAGAUCAUGAACUGUCAUGUUACUUUUUGCUCUGCUGAGUGUUGUAUGCUCUCACCUUCCAGCUCCAAACUAUUGAUUCAAUGAAUAAAUGUCUAUUGUUUAA